This is a messenger RNA of Stegostoma tigrinum, 3490 nucleotides long. Its product is annotated as neurosecretory protein VGF-like. The record is from RefSeq and is a predicted model, not a curated record. Gene Ontology annotation, molecular function: neuropeptide hormone activity. The coding region runs from base 243 to 1745 and encodes 500 amino acids. NCBI's taxonomy places the organism in Eukaryota, Metazoa, Chordata, Chondrichthyes, Orectolobiformes, Stegostomatidae. The transcript has 2 exons.
ACACACGGAACCAGAGCUAGGGCGCUGUCCACAGUGUUGAAACGCCGCGCGAACCAAGAAACUGCAGACGCUGCUGUCCGCGGUGCUGAAACCCACAGUGUCCAGUCCGCGGUUCUGAAACUCUUACAGUCGGAGACCCCAGCCGCAGAGCCGUGUACAGCAAGCAUCCCGACCGCCGUCUCCCCCACCCUUAGACACCGCAUCUACCAGCCUCCUCUCCCCUCCCCAGUGACCCUGCAAGGAUGGCCUGGCCUCCCCAUUCAUCGGCCAUUGUCAUCUUCGCCCUGACCCUCACGUUGCUUGGCGCUGUCAGAGCUGGCACCCUGACAGAGGAUAGUCACAGGGAACACCAGCGCCCAGACAACCUGAAAGAGAACAGACAGAUCCUUCACCACCAAGGCCCGGGGCUGUUCUCAGAGGAUGGGAAGAUGCCCGAGGGUGAGACAGAAAAGUUCAAGAGUCACCAGGACAGGUCUGCUCCUUCCCAGCCCAACAUGGAAUCCAGUUUUGAUGAUGAGCUAUUCAAGGACAUGGAUGCCAAGACCCUGACAGCCAUUCUUCUGCAAGCUUUGAAGGUAGAUGAAGAACAGCCCAGUUCCAGGGAGGAGCCAAGGCAGCACGAUGGAGAGGCAAACCCCUCCACCGACCUCGCAUCACCAGAGGUGGAACCCAACAACUUGACAGAGAACGUGAAGAGUAGGACCAGAGUGGGGAAGACCCAGAGGAGCCCCAUCUCCCGUGAGAGUGAAGAGUCAGACUGGAGGGUUGGGGAGGAUGAAGAAGACUCCCUGACACCACAGAACAUUGACAGGCUGGAGACCAUGCUGCAGGACAUGGAGAGAUACAGUGCAGCCACUAAAAGGGAGAGGUCCAACACUGCCCAACGCUCCUUAGCCAAGGGUGACGAGUCAAUGGAAAAUGAUGUGCUGAGAGACCUGGAUGUACUUGAAGACCUAGUGGGCAGGAAGGAGAAAUACUCUGACUAUGAGGAGAGACAGGAGGACACUCGGAGUAGAGUGAAGUACAACCCCAAAGCCCAAGACGGCAACAGGUGGAAGGAGAGCCAGCAGAGGGCAACAGAUAGAGCGUCUGACCUGUUGCUGCAGUACUUACUGAGGGGAGAGGCCAGCCAGGAGGAAGAGGAGGAGGAGAAGCUGAGAGACAAUAGGAGGAAGGUUGGAGCGGACUCGGAAGACAGUGCCUCCCAGGAGAAGAGGUCAGAUGAAGACGAAGAUGAAGAUGAGGAUAUAGACCCCCAGACAAUUGAUAGGCUCAUUGAAAUAUCUAGCAAGCUUCAUCUGCCUGCUGAUGAUGUAAUUGACAUCAUCAAUGAUGUGGAAAAGAAGAGGAAAGAUCCAACAGAGAGGCUAGAGAGCAGAUACGGGACAUCAUCCCGAGAUAGGUACAAGACCCCAGAUAGCAACUACCUUCCCCAUCACUGGCCAGAGAAGACCAGACACCGUGCCAAUGAUGAAAUGAGCCUUCAGGAUCUGCUGGGUGACAAUAAUGCUCUAGACUACGACAGCAUGGCUUAUCCUGUCCCUCGGAGGUACCGGCCCAGGGCAAAUGGUUAUCCCAAUUACAUCCACCCCAGGCUCUCCCAGCCUCGUCACCGCCCCUAUUACUACCAGCCACCACCCCCAGUCUACCGAAACAAGGAGUAUUAUGACGAUGAAGACAAUGAGGAAGAGCUGGAGAACUACAUCGAGAAGAUCUUGCUCAAGCAUCCAGAGGUCUUCCAGUAGAAUGAAAGCAACAACGAAAUGGUCCAAUCAUUGGUUUGUUUUCCUUUUACACCCCCUCCCUCCUACCCCUCCCCCACCCCCACUUUCGCUUUUGUCUAGAUUAUCGGUUCAGUAAGGUUUCUCUGCAUGAGCCAGGCAAAAGUGUGGAUACAUCACCCCCGCCCUGUCUCACGCUGAACACGGCUAUGUGCCCCACCCAACCAGACCUUUCUCACAUCCUUCCUUUCUCCCCCACCCCAGCCGCAAUCGUCCCCGUACUGGACCAGAAGGAGAGCAGUUGGCAGUAACAAGGUCUGAUAUUUUUGUACUACAGCCUGGACUCAAGGAGAGUAUCUCCAGUCGCUGCCUGCAACUCUUCAGAACAGUGAUGGUGAUCAUGUUUCAUGUGUGUGUGUGUGUGUGUGUGUGUGUGUGUGUGUGUGUGUGUGUGUGUGUGUGGUGGAGGAGUCAUCCUUUACAGCAAAGAAUGCAGCCAUUUGGACCAUCGCAUCUGUGCUAGCCCUCCUCGGGGGCAAAUCAUGUGCUGUCCUCCCAUCCCCACCUCCAGCCAUGCGCGCUCGCCCUCUUUCUGAACAGGUACAGCACAGAAUGGGACCGCUCUGCUCAUUUACAUCCAGGCUAACCUAACUGUACUUUCCGAUACUGGAUCUGUAUCGCUUGGGUGCACACCCAGGCACAUCCGCGAGGAGUUGAGGGCUGCAUCCUUACCUCACAAGGAGCGAGGUUUGGACUCGGGUCAGCCUCUGAGUGAGAAAUGCCAUCCCUGUUGCCCACUAUCUACCCAUCACCCACUUUAAAAUCGAUGCCUCCCCCAGUCACUGACCCCUUCGCUGAGCAAAACAAGAAGACCCUUCCUUUUCUCUUCAUCUGACCUUGCAUAUCUCAAGCAGUUACAUUCUCUUCCACUGCUAUCCGUUCUAAAAAAAAGGCAUGUGCAGAGUCACCCAUGGCUUAAUCAGUGUUGUGCGUGCGCACACAUGUGUGUGUGUCUGCAUGUGUGUGUAUGUGUGAGCGUACAUGUGUGUGCAUGUGUGAGCAUACAUGUGUGUGCACGUGUGUGUGUGUGUGUGUGCGCGUGCAUGUGAAUGUGCGCACAAGUACCUUCAUCAUCAGUAUCAGGGCUCCCAGAUUGUCCCUACCACUCUCUUCAACACUCUUACCCACCAAGUGCCCCUUCUGCUUUCAAAAGGUUGUUGGCCAGUGUUUGCUGGUGUUUAGACCACACGGAGGUUAAUGGCAUCAGUUCCACCAGCCCCAAGAGCAGAGAGGGUGGGGGAGCUGCACUUGAAUGAUUCCCCUCAAUUCCCUGGAGGAAGUUUCUCCGACGCUCGUAGCUACGUAAUCUUCGUAAUUUCAGUGAAGAUGGACUUGACAGCAAUCUGACAUAUCGAGACCAGAGCAGGCUCCAGAAGUGAAGAGCUUCCUGUAGAAUGGUAGCCAAAGUAGGGACAUCUUCACAUGCUUGACUGAGCCUGCAUGCGCUGUUACAGCAGAGAGCGGUCUGCCUUCAACCCUAGCUGUCCUGUCAACCACAUAUCGCCGCCCCCACCCACCUGGCUAAUCCACACCCCUGCCCACCUCUCCCCACAAAACCUUCCAGUUUCUGUGAUCCACUCAAAUGCCCUUGCUUUUUACAUAUCUUGAAGCAUUGAGCGCAGAAUCAGCCUCUCUUGAUGCCUGAGAUAAUAAAAACUGGAAAUGCUGGAGAAUCUGAGAUAACAAGGUGUAGAGCUGGAUGAGCACAG